AUGAAAACAUCAACCACUUCAUGCUACUCGUGUUCGGGUGGUUUCAUUCAUCAUCCUCUUCUCAGUUUCAUCACCUACAAACGAUAUAACGGGAUUGUAUUGUUAUCCAUUGCUCUGAUUGUAAUAGUAGUAUUGGGCAUGAUUUCAAACGCCAACAAUGUAUUUGCAUCGGAAGUGGAGAAUCCAACCAAAGUAAAGAUUUGGAUUUAUUUCAAGGAUAAAGGACAAGAAGUGUCUGAUUUAAAGUCCUCUUCUCAAAUACCAACCAUCAUUGCAAAGAGAAUGUAUACAUUAGAGAGUAAAAAGAACAGCAGAUCAGUCAGAGAAAGUUCUUCCUUUACCUCUCCGACCAAUGUGGCCAUCACUGAAAAAGCGCUAGCAAGAAGAAGAAAACAAUUGACACAACAAUUCGGAACAAACGACAACGUUCAUGUAAAACGAUCGGACUUGUCUAUUUCAGAGUCUUCGUUGUAUUCUGUGCAUGAUAUUCCUAUUUAUGAAGACUAUAUUGAAAGAAUUGAAUCAAUACUGAGAACCGAUCAAAAAAUUGGAGUUCGAAGCAAUUGGUUGAAUGCUAUUAGUGUUGCAGAUGUCACCCAGGAUCAAGUUCUUAAAAUUCGAAAAAUGGAUUUUGUUCAACACAUUGAACAAGUUGCGAGUUUCAAACAACGAACACAAGUGACGGAUGAUCCCAUAAUUACUACAAAAUCUUCAUCCAGAACAACAGAACAAAACACAAUUUACGGAUUAGCACAAGAACAAUUAAGUCAGAUUAAUGUUAUUCCUCUCUUAGAAUCAAAUCCCAAUCUGAAUGGAACUGGUGUAACUGUUCUCAUUUGUGACAGUGGAUUUCAUCGACAGCAUCGAGCAUUUAAAAAUUUAAAGCUUGUGGCAGAGUAUGACUUUGUGUAUGGUGAUACCAAUACAGAUAAUGAACAAAACGAGUCAUCAACUGUUGGUAAUCAUGGAACUCAAUGUUUAUCAGCGCUUGCAGGUUAUGACCCCUAUACGUUUAUGGGAGUAGCACCAGGUGUGUCUGUGCUUUUGGCAAAAACUGAGGAUGUAAGGUCAGAAACUCCGGCUGAAGAAGACAAUUUCAUCGCUGCGAUUGAGUGGGGAGAACGAAUGGGAGCAGACAUAUUGAGUGCCUCUCUUGGUUACACCGAUUGGUAUUCGCACUCCAAAAAGAAUUACAAUGGUGUCACAUCACCUCUGACUCGAGUGGCCAACAUUGCCUCUCGAUAUAAGGGAAUUGUGAUGGUUCUAGCUGCUGGUAAUGAAGGCAAUGAAGGAAUUUCGACUCCUGCGGAUGCAUUUGACUCGAUUACUGUCGGAUCUGUGGACUCUAGUGGUGGUAUUUCGGUAUUCAGCAGUAGAGGUCCGUCAGACGAUGGACGUGUCAAACCAGAGGUUUGUGCACGUGGAACUAAAACCAAUGUUGUGGCUCCAAACAGUGAAUCCGAAUAUACCACCAAUUCUGGAACCAGCUUCUCAACUCCCAUUGUUGCUGGCUGUGUUGCUUUGGCCAUGCAAAUGCAUCCAGAUUGGACUCCUUAUCAAGUCAGAAAGGCGUUCAUGUUAACAGCAUCCCAAGCUUCUGCUCCAGACAAUAAUUAUGGUUGGGGUAUUGUGAAUUUGGCUGGUGUUAUGAAUUUCAGUCAAAAUUCAUCUUCGACAUAUUUUAACGACUCACCAACACCAUGUCCUGUUACCACCAAUCUUGGUCCUCUCUACAACAGUGAGUGUGGAUGGAAAGCAAACAGAGGAGUCUGCUUCAAUGGAUUGUGCCGUUGCUACUUGGCUUCAUCUACAAAGGACUCUUGUGACAUUCCGUCUGCAGGUUCUUCAAUUGUGACGAAAUGUGGACUUCAUAAUUGCAAAGGUGGAGUUUGUUCGAAAGAGAAGUGUCAAUGCUUUUAUGGAUGGAGUGGUACAGAUUGCAGCAUUCAAGAUGCUAUCAGCAUUUCCAGCACCAUUCUCUUCUCUCUCAACACUUUGGUCAUCGUCUUCCUUUGUAUCAUUUUCAUGUAA
This is a messenger RNA of Naegleria lovaniensis, 2031 nucleotides long. RefSeq lists its product as uncharacterized. Gene Ontology annotation, biological process: proteolysis. Gene Ontology annotation, molecular function: tripeptidyl-peptidase activity; serine-type endopeptidase activity. NCBI's taxonomy places the organism in Eukaryota, Heterolobosea, Eutetramitea, Acrasida, Naegleriidae. Bases 1 to 2031 code for a protein of 676 amino acids. The record is from RefSeq and is a predicted model, not a curated record. The transcript has a single exon. Gene Ontology annotation, cellular component: cytosol.